Molecule: messenger RNA, 544 nt
Organism: Dentiscutata erythropus
Lineage: Eukaryota; Fungi; Glomeromycota; Glomeromycetes; Diversisporales; Gigasporaceae
Source: the annotation of a GenBank genome assembly
AUGGGAAAAGUAGUUCUUUGUUGUUGUAUAUUUUGUCAAAAUGAAACCAAUAAUGUUGGAAAAUUAGCAAGCAUCUCUUCCAGAACAAGACAUCGACGAAGAGAAAGAGAGAUUCAAAGUUCACAUAACAUACUACAUAGUAUCCCAUCGGUCAAUAUGCAAACUUUGAAUAUAUCUGGUGAUGACAUGCAAAUUUAUAGUAUGUUGGAAAGCUAUAAAAUCAAUAUUUCUGAAUUAAGUAGCCUUUUAAAAAGUAACAAUGAAUCGGAACUAGAACAUAAAGAAGAAGCUAACAAGUUAGAAUUGGAGCCUGAAGAAGCUGAUGAGUUAGAAUUAGAGCUUGAAGAAGAAGCUGAUAAAAUGGAGUUAGAACUUGGAGAAGGUGUUAAUGAGCAAGAAUCAUUGUCUUUUAUAUCAAUAAACUCUUUAGAUGAAACAUCUGAUUUUUUGACAAAUAGAACUUUCAUAGAGUUUGAAAGUAGUGAUGAUCAAAGUUCUGAACUAGAAGAAGAGAGUAGUAAUAAUAGAUAUAUUCCUGAUAUUG